AUGAUGAUGAACAAUUGCACAGAACGAUGCAUCAUUUUCUUUUUAUGGGUCGGUCUGGUAUCACUCGAAAGGUGUGAUGCAAUCUCUGAGAUUGACAUUCAGGAUCUUGCUAAAAAGAGCAACGCCCGACCGAAUUGUGACAUUGGAGCGGAUAGUCUUGCCAAAUAUGGAGGUACUCGUACCUGCAUCGAGAGCCCGACUUUUGAAGGAAGACGGUGCUUCUUCACCAUCAUCCCAGACUGUGCUGGUCCAGAUUCCCCUCUGGUAUUCGACGCUCAUGGGUUGGCAUCUUGUCCGAGCAAAACUGCUGAAUUGACGCGAUGGAAAGAAAUGGCACAAGAGCACUGCUUCGUCUUGGUGUAUCCCCUGGGAACUACGGAUCCGGAAAUUGCCGACUUGACGUGUUGGGGCUUGCCGGGAGGUGCCAAGGAUGAUUUUGGUGACGAAGCCCACUCCUGCUGUUGUUCCAGACGUAUUCGACCAGUCGUCACGCAAGAUGCCGCCGUCUUUCGUCAGAUCGCUGCAGUUAUAAAUCGUGAUGUACCAAUUCAAACGUCGAAUCGCGUCACAAUUGAUGCCAAACGAAUCUAUCUAGCGGGACACUCCAAUGGAUGCAUGGCUGCCAUCUCGAUUGCCGCCCAGAGCUCGGACAUAAUUGCAGCAGUCGGAUGCCAUGCUGGAAGCGCCAUUACACCAUUUCCAGGUUCCUACCAUGCCACUCCAAUGGCUCUUGUUCAUGGUACGAACGACCGAGUGGUGCCCUACAAAGGAAACUUUUUGUUUCAUUCGGCGGAAACCACUCAUGACAUCAUUUCAAAAGCAAAUGAAUGUUCAUCUUUCAAGGAGACAAAGACGGAAGAAUUCUUGGGUUCGAAUAAUACCGUUACAGAAUUCUCUUCUACGGGUUGCAAGAACAAUGCCAAUGUGACGUUAUAUGCGGUGGAAGGGGCUGGCCACUCACCUUACCUUGGGGUAGAAACCUUUCGAAGAGACGAAGUACCAACCAAUUUUGAUUCCACAGAGCUCUUGUGGAACUUUGUGAAGAAUUAUGAACUGGACACGAAUCCUUCGCUCGUUGAUCGAACCACAGGGCAAAGCCCAAUAAGUUUGCCAUCAUUACCAGAUCCCUUUCCUGAACUCGUUUUGGCUGACGAACAAAAAGAACAAACGAGGAACGGGGCCAGUGCGGGACAUAUUAUAUCCAUCUUCCGCUCGAUCAUUUUUGUAUCAGUGGUCACAGCUUGUCAUAGUAUCUUGUAA
Molecule: messenger RNA, 1260 nt
Organism: Cylindrotheca closterium
Lineage: Eukaryota; Bacillariophyta; Bacillariophyceae; Bacillariales; Bacillariaceae
Source: the annotation of a GenBank genome assembly